AUGGCCCCCUCUACCGGUAUCACCAUCGCCGCCACGGCCGUGACUACAGCUACUCUUCUGGCCUUCCUGCGAUGGCGUCCAAUCAGGCGAUCCAUCUGGGACUACACGCCGGACGCCUUCCCAGGGGCUCGGGAUGUCAAUACACCAUACGGAUCCAUACGCGUCUACGAGUUCGGCCCUAAAACCGGCCGCAAGGUUCUGCUCGUCCACGGUAUUUCCACCACGUGCCAGACCCUUGGCCCCAUUGCCCACGGCCUUGUAAGACAUGCCGGCUGUCGCGUCUUGCUCUUCGAUCUUUUUGGCCGCGGCUUCUCUGACGGCGUCGGCGACCUCCCUCACGAUGCCCGCCUCUACACGACCCAGAUGCUGCUCGCCCUCGCCUCCUCUCCACUGUCGUGGUCCGGCUACGGCGCCUUCGAUCUGCUCGGUUACUCCAUGGGGGGUGGCGUGGCCGUCCCCUUCGCUGCUGCAUUUCCACAUAUGCUUCCCUCUACCAUCCUACUUGCCCCUGCAGGACCCAUCCGCCCUGAACGUUUUGGCGUUGCCGCCCGGUUUGUCUUCACCUCGGGGAUCGUGCCGGAGCGUCUAUUGGCCGCCAUCACGCGGCGGCGUCUGCGACAGCCUAUUGCGAGUGCUACCAAGGACAGGUCGAAGUCAGGCAAGGCACAACCAAAAAAGACACCACCCAAGGUUAUUGGCGAGGUGGAGCUUGCCGUCGCUGCCGUUCAGGCUGUCGAGCGCGCUGUGGAGAGCGCAGUGCAGGAGGCCGUUGACCAGACCGUCGUCCCCAUCGAUGAUGCUGUGGCAGAAGUGGCAGACGCACAAGCUGCCGAGGCAGAAGAACGGCCACCCGAGACAGGAGGCACCGUGCUCAGCACUCAAGUGAUGCGCUAUGUGCGUUGGAUGCUGAUGCAUCACGACGGAUUCGUACCAGCUUUCAUGAGCUGCGUGCGCGAUGCGCCACUGAUGGGGCAGCAGGCAGCAUGGCAGACGCUGGCGGCCGCUGUUCAGCAAAAAGGCGAUGACAGGCUCCCGCUCUGCGUAGUGCUUGGGCACCACGACAAGGUGGUCAGCGCCCUUGACUACGAGGAAGAUGUAUUGCCAAUGCUAGGCGGACGUAGCGCCGUGACAUGGGUCAUAGUACCGGGGGGGCACGAGUUCCCUAUGACCUACUCCCGAUCGGUGCUGCGGGCGAUAUACAGAUUCUGGGGUGGGAUGGACGAGGCCUUGGCAAAGCUGCACGAGGACGAAGAGACAGAGGUGGCGGAAACAAAGACUAAGGUUGUGUCGUCUACGUAUAACGGGAAGAAAUGCGGCGCAGCGAUGGUUGAGGCGAGAUGA
Molecule: messenger RNA, 1341 nt
Organism: Grosmannia clavigera kw1407
Lineage: Eukaryota; Fungi; Ascomycota; Sordariomycetes; Ophiostomatales; Ophiostomataceae
Product: alpha beta hydrolase family
Exons: 3
Coding region: 1-1341 (446 amino acids)
Source: RefSeq, a predicted model, not a curated record